Triplophysa dalaica is the source of this 1920-nucleotide messenger RNA. It is a transcript of the gene cdc42se2, whose product is annotated as CDC42 small effector 2. The transcript is spliced from 6 exons. The coding region runs from base 1043 to 1300 and encodes 85 amino acids. Lineage: Eukaryota; Metazoa; Chordata; Actinopteri; Cypriniformes; Nemacheilidae. Gene Ontology annotation, biological process: regulation of Rho protein signal transduction. Gene Ontology annotation, molecular function: small GTPase binding. Gene Ontology annotation, cellular component: plasma membrane. The record is from RefSeq and is a predicted model, not a curated record.
UCCAGACUGAAAGUCUGAGCAAAAAUCUUGUAGUUUUUAAGUGAUUUAAUUGCUGUUACGGAUUAUGUAAUUGCAGCACAUACUAUUUUUACUUUCAAAAAAUAUGUUUUCCAUUCUAAAAUUAAAUUAGGCGAGUUUGAGUUAAAAAGGUAAGUGUGAUAGAAAUCAGACCAUUGUAUUGAAACAAAUAUAAAGAUUAACAAGAGUGGCCAAAGAGGAUGUCCAGUUUUGGAAAUUUGACAUCUUUGCCUUAUGUUAAAAAAACGGUUGAAAAUACGAUACAAUUUGAUGUUGGUGUUUCAUGAUUUUUUAAUGUAAACCGAGUACAUGCACAAAGCUUAUAGUCUGGAGAAUAAAUAUCCUUAAAUUUAGUGUUUAGUCCAUAUUCCCUAUAGCUCGUAUCAUGAUAUCCAACCUGAAGGGAGUUGUGACCUAUAGGCGGCGCUAUUGCUACAGUUUUCAAUGUGGUAAUCUCUCUGAGGGAGUGUCGAGACCCAGUGUUCUCGUCCAAUACAGCUGUCAUAUACAUGCGGUUAAAGGCAGAAGAGAGAAAGAUCAUCUAUGGUACUGAAAUGCACACUAAGUGGCAGUGAUGUGUGUAUGUUGCUGAAGAGGAUUUUAUUUGAUUUUACCGUAAGCAGUGGAGUUUCAUUUACCGCAUUGAUCAGCUGAUCGAGCCGCGUAUCAGCAUCGCUGAUCAUAGGAAAAUAUCUUCUUUCGAACUUUGUGACACCACACAUUUUCCUGCUUCAAUGGAGGACUUACUCCACCACAGCAACACAUCGAUGCCUGAUUUCACACGAUUGUCCCAUCUGCCCACUGACACAUAGUCUGGGUGUUUGUUCAGUAGAGUAAGCUGUCUGGAUCUCCAUCCUUGUUCUUCCUGGAUCGUGAAUACAGACAGACACAGCACCUCAGUUUGCUUAGCUCCACCCUCAUCACAGACUGGACUGUUGAGACCUGACCAAGUAUUCUACGAGUACAGAGACCCCCAGAGCCCCUCUGGGCACAAGGGCUCAGUCACACUGUUUGACUGCUAGUCAUGAGUGAAUUCUGGUUGUGCUUCAACUGCUGUAUCGCUGAGCAGCCGCAACCGAAGAGGCGGAGACAUAUCGAUAGGAGUAUGAUUGGCGAGCCAACUAAUUUUGUGCAUACGGCCCAUGUAGGUUCUGGUGAUCUCUUCAGUGGCAUGAACUCCGUGCAUUCAGUUCAGAACCAAAUGCAGUCAAAGGGGGGGUAUGGAGGUGAGGUCACACCUGUAAAUAUGCAGAUGCAACUGAUGGACACAAAAGCAGGAUAAUAUAUCUCCUUGGCAGGGGUUCUGUCAUGUGGUAUUUCUACUCACCAUUACCCUAGUAAGAUAUUGCGAUGAGAAUGUAAUGGCAAUUUUCCACCUCAUUCUUACGCAGCAAACACUUGGACAGUUGUGCAAACAGUAAACAGGUUGUCCUACCUGUCAGACAGCAGGUACCCACAGUGCUUCAGUUUAGUCCAAUACUUCUCCAUAACACAUGCUUGCAUGUCCCUUGAAGCCUUGUAUCCUAGAAGUGCAAAGUGUGUCUCUGUUUUUUUCUGUGGUUUGUUUGCCGUAAACAGUUGCUCUUUCGUUGUGCAAAUUUGUGUGUCUGGAAUGCGUAUGAAGAGUUAUUUUGUUUUCCUAUUUUCCAUGAAAAAACUGUUUUGUAUUUAAGUAUAAUCGCCAGAGCCGACAAAAAUGUAUGUACAGUAUAAGAAGUGGCUAAAAACAGUCAUGUGGUGCCAAACUGCUCAGUGCAAUGGAACGACAAGAAGUAUUUUCUGUUACAGCACAGGGACAAUUAAUGCCUUUUUAAGAAUGUGUGAUGUUUACAUUGUUGCAAUUUGCUUCCCUUUUGUUGUUCUGUUUUGGUGGUUUCUAUGAAUAAAAUCAAGGGGAUCUUA